Zeugodacus cucurbitae (melon fly) is the source of this 15889-nucleotide messenger RNA. It is a transcript of the gene Pdp1, whose product is annotated as AAC-rich mRNA clone AAC11 protein. Lineage: Eukaryota; Metazoa; Arthropoda; Insecta; Diptera; Tephritidae. Gene Ontology annotation, molecular function: RNA polymerase II cis-regulatory region sequence-specific DNA binding; DNA-binding transcription factor activity, RNA polymerase II-specific. The coding region runs from base 7866 to 9812 and encodes 648 amino acids. Gene Ontology annotation, cellular component: nucleus. The record is from RefSeq and is a predicted model, not a curated record. Gene Ontology annotation, biological process: regulation of transcription by RNA polymerase II. The transcript has 7 exons.
AGAGUAUAGUGAACCUGAUCGGAAGAGCUUUCUACCUGGUAUCCACAGCGAUCAUUAGUACCACUUUCAAGCAGUGGUUGUUAUGGACCCUUUUCAGCUUAUGUAUCACCUUCUAUUAGAACAUCCAGCCUAUGCGAAUUUGAACAUCAAACAUAUCGGAGUCGACUUCAUUUCUUCUGUUUAUAUUCGCCACCAAAUCUAUACCUCUAGAUAUUAGUUUUAAAAUUAUAAACUUAUUUAUAAAGUCGUGUCUUUCAAUAUAUAUAAUUCAUAACGUACCUCGGUAUUGAAGUGUUUGUUCCAGAAAUAUGUAUCUUGGAACAACUUGAGUGGAAUCUUUGGUGCUAAUGUGAUCAUCGAACUACUUUGGAAGAAUUUUCUCUAUCCUAAAACACUCGAUAAGUUCUUAAGAGUCGCUUAUUGACAUUAGAGAACCCUAUAGACUGUUUAUAUUUGAUGUCACGAGACGAUCUGAAUUUUUUAGAAACUAAACUCUUAUAACCUACUUCGAUCUCUGAACUCCUUUUGUUACUUUUUUCUACAUUUUGAGGAGUAUUGUGCUGCCUUCUGGGAAUAAUUUUUAUUAUCAUCGCUAUUUUGUACAUGUUAUCAGUCAAUCAAAGUCGACAUAAGUCUCAUUAUAUGCAAGAAACUAUAAAUAAUAUUUUAAAGUAUUUUAAAAUGCUUCGUGAAUUUUCACGAUGUCAUAUGAUCGACAUACCAACAGACACAUACAACAGUCCAGUCAAUCAGUCAGCUCUCCAUCAAUAACAUUUCACUCGCAUUCUCAAAUGCAUUACAAUGAAUUGCAAAUUCUCAAAGCACUUCUAGGCGCUCUUUUCUAUGCGCCAAUACGUCAACUAGCCUGUUAUGUACACUACUGAUCGCCAACAGUGCAGUGCAUUUCGUUGUUGUUUUCGCCUCUAACACCACCUUCUGUGUGCGUGUUCUAUUCGCCUUUUCUACCAAACAAGCCAAUCACUCACCAACACUGCUAUACAAUUUACAGUUGCCGCUGUGAUUAUAUUUCUUGACGCUUUAACUGCCGUUACUUCCACUCUCGGCACACAGCUGCUGCCACGUUUGUUCUCACCGCCGCGUCACAGUUGUCGCCGUCGCCCGCACAGCCCGCGGCGUCAUCGUCGUUCAGGCUGAGUAGCCGAUUGCGGUAGUGCGAGUGUGUGGUGUUCGUAGGUAAGUUCGUUUGUUGUUGACAGUGUGACUAGUGGAGGAGGUGUGCUGAGUGUGUCGUUUACACGUGCUUAGAACGACUGGCGCUCCCAGACAAUGGGCUUUAGGUCACAGCGAAAUCCACGUGACUUGCUGCGUCGACAGCGCUGUGACGAGCUUUUUUACUACAACAACGUCGCUGUGCGCUGUCAACGCCAGCGCUGCAUUAGCUCAUUGCCAUCGCAUUGCAUUGCCGCGGCGCGUAGGUGAGUCGUGAGUUUAUGAAGUUGUCUCUCUUCCUCAAAGCUUUCGACGCAGUUGCGACGUUUAUUAUUGUUAUUUGUUUGGCUUUAUGCUGCUUGUUGCAUUCUGUAAUUUCAUGUUAUUUAUGCGUUUUUUUCACACACUUUUCUUAUUGUUGUUAUUGCUUGUUGUUGUCAAUUAGCCGCCACUGCUGCAGUUUUGUUGCUGUUGUUUUUGUUUUUGUUUUGAUCAAAAAUCGAAAAAUGCACAUUGUCGUCAUCGACUUUGCCGCAAUGGACUGACUGAUUCGGCUAUUUCCAUCUCACAUGUGGUGGACACGGAUCCGGCUUUGAUGGCCGCUGUAGCUCACGUUUGAAAUGUGAGAAUCGCGGAAAGAAUGCCGUUAAAUACCGUAAGCGUUGCUUUCGUGCGUUUCGUUUUUUCGUGGAAUAUUCCUUCGCUUUUUUGAUGAGCUUGUAAAUGUGUUGAAAGAAAACAAUUUUUUAUGCGGCCAACAAUUUAUUCACGUUGCAAGCUUUAAAGCCGAUCGCACGUCAGCGCUUCUCGAAUUCUUCGGUAUCACUCGGUCGACAGCGGACAGCUAUUUUCGCAUUUGUUUAUUGCCUUUAUUUGUGCAAAUGUACUUCUAAUGUGUGAUACGUCAGCGCGCAUACAUUGAAAGUCCGUUUCUCACACAUAAUCGGUGGGAAAAGUUAAAAAUAAUGUUCCAAUUUUAUUUUUAGUCUGAUAUUACAGUUUUGCUUCGCGGCCGUCACUUUCCCUGAGUGCUUUAGAUGUUGGGAACAUAAUGAAAGUAAACAUUUGGUGGGAGUUUAGCGUUUUGUUUGGAAAAGUAUUACAUUAGAUACAUUGUUUUUGUUGUUUAAUUAAAUUGGUUAUAUGAGUAACCACGCAUAAUAAAGAAUGGUUAUACAUUCAGUUUAUACAUUGAUUAUUAAUAGAAACUUAAUUGUAUCUCUAUUAAUAGUUUAACGAAUUAUUUUCCUUUCAGCAUUUUAUAAUUCCUAAUGUCAAGCAAAUCUUGUGUUGAAACAUUGAUCUAAUCAUGGACUAACUAUCUGCUUGGUCCUCUUUUCUGCUUAUAUCUGGAUUAAAAGUUACUUAGUUAAGAUCUCUAGACUUAAUGCAUAUAGAAAGUGCAGAUUUCGGAACAUCUGUGGUAAAUCCACUAUCUAUAAUAAUUUUCUGAUUUUCUCUUACUAUAAGGUUAUUUCAUUAAAUGAUUUACUUUUGCAAGCUGAAAAUGUUAAUUAAGUUUGCAAAAGUCACUGAAACGUGUUCUGACUCCAUUUUUCUCAAAAAACACCUGAAUCGUUCCGUAAGCAGUUUCGGAGGGUCUUCUUGACUCGUAUAAAAAUAAUUAUAGGGACAAACUGCAGCUUUCAAUAUUUUAAUUCUAUGACUUCACAAACAACAAAAUCGUUCAGAAUGCCUAUGAAAUAAGUUCAUCGUUCUUAAGCAACAAUAAAACUGUCACUUUUUAAUAAGUUAUUGGUUUUCGACAUUGACGUGCCACUUUUUCGAUAUCGAUGUUGCUCUCAAGCCUAAAAAAAUACCUUUAGAGUUUGUUUCGUACUGAUGGCUUGAAAAUAAUCAAGAUGAAAAGAGCUCUCAUCACUCACCCAAAUAUUUUUAUAACUGAAAAAUAAUAUUCUUGAUUUUUAAACAAAUAAUAAACUUAUUUUAUUGCUGCCUCAAGUUCUAUUUCGAAUCACGAGUACUAUUUUCUUACACACGGAAUUUUAGAUAUUAAUUAUAUGGAUUAUAGCCCAGAAACAAUACGUUGAAAUUGUUGAUUACAUUUAUCAAAAUUUUGGUUGUAAAUUGUUUAAGAUAAGUUGGAUACGGUACGAUACACGCAACGAUUUAAAAUAUACAAAAAAGUUCAGGAUUUCGAAACUAGUUUUCUUUUUGUAUACAUAUCAUCGAGCUGAAUGGUGUUAAAACAACUCAAAUGCGAGAUAUAUAUUCCAGUGUUCUGAAGAAAAAAGUUCACUCUUAAAUAUGAAUAUGAAAUAUCUAUGUAUUUAGCUCAAUAUUGAAUCUAAAAGCUUUUUUUGUUGUUAACGAAAAUUGGUCGUGGCAUCGCCCACUUAUGGGUCAAAAACCAUAUCUCAGGAAGUACUCAGACAGACAGAUUUCAAUGAAAUUCGGUAUAUAAUUUAUUUAUUGACACCCUGAUGACACGUGUGAAAAAUGAACGAAAUCGGUUCACACCCACGAUAACUUCCCAUAAAACUCAUUUUUGAAUUUCAUAUUUUAACUUUAUAAGAUACACAUAAGGAACGAAAUAAAUGUUUACAUAAAUGCUGUAUAUUAUCCGUGGCAUCACUUGUGAAAAAAUUGUCGAAAUCGGACUAUAACUUUUCAAUGCCAUCCGGGGCAUCGAAUAUAAAAAAUAUCGGUAAAUCUCUCAGAUAUCUCAAUUUAAUUUAGAGGAUAUCUUUUUCUUCCAAUAGUGUGUCUCUGUAUCAGAAAUGGUUAAAAUCAGGUCACAACUUCCCCUAGCUUUCAUAUAGCUAAUUAUAGGAUUUUCAAAAAUACGAUGGACGUAAUAGCUUAUAAAUGGGUUAAUAUGUGAAAUAUCUUAGCCAAAUUAAAUUAGUAUAUAACUUAGAUAUAAUGUAUGUUGGUGAUGACAAUGAGUUUAAUCGGUUCAGGAAUUACCUCAGCACUUACAUAGCAUAAAUUGCUGGAGUAUAAAGUGUUCGGUUGCACCCGAACUUAACUUUUCCUUACUUGUUAAAAUAUAAUGGCAAACCCUUAUCUUUACAAUAAAGGUAAAUUCUUGGAUAAAACAUUAACUUGUAUGGAUUUUAUGUCUUCUUGAAACCCACCGAUCUAAAUAACACUCCGUUAUUUCACUAGCCUUUUAAGGUUUUGAAUAAAGGUAACGAAUCAUUUUGCAACUUAAGCUUCCGAAAUACUUAAGACAUUCGAUUUUAUUAAUACCUCGAAUUUGUUUAUAACUGUAUAACAUUUCAUUUUCAAUAACUAUACCACGAUUGUUUGAGUUCUAAGCUGAAUUUUUCAGAACAGCUCAUAUCAGUUGCAAGUUCCUCAAUCAAAUUUAGUUGAUAUCAAUUAAUAUUCCUAAAACACAAAUUUUCUGACCGACAUCAACUGAUUGCUCCUCGUUUCAGUGAUUUGUGUGCGCAUGAACACAACGAGUGACCAGUGAUAACGCCUGCCACACGACAAAUCCAAAGUCUCCCAAAGCAUACACACACAUACACACACACAUAAAGUACAUCUGUAUUCAUAUAUGUAUUAAGGCAUGCAUUGAAGCAACCCCUAAAUGUGCAAAACCGUUUAUGGACAGCCUCUUUUGCAUAUUGUUUGUUGUACUUUGCACGGUUGUGCCUUUAUUUCAGGUUAUGCUAUGCUAUGUAUGGGUUAUGCGUUGCUAUGCACUUGCCGUCUCUCCAAUGUACUAAUAUACAAUAUGUAGUAGCUUAUUAGAGCGAUAGAGUGACUGUUAGUAAAUUAUUCCAAAUCAACAGUGUGUCAAAGAAAUAUACAAACACACACAUUUACAUAUGUACAACUGCACUUUCGUAUGCAUUAUAAUGCAAUGAGCGCUUUGCUUUUGCCGCUGCAUUCAUACCAAUAUACCCCUCGUAGAAACAUAUGCAUAGAACACCCCUCAACACCCCACCACACCGUCGCCUAGCUACCCCUUUAUAGGGCUCAUUGAUUCUUUUUUGUUUUUUUUUUUUUUUUGCAUUUUCUUCGAUUCUUAUUUGUUUGUUGGAGCAAAGUGGCGCUCACGUUGUACGGCCGCAUGCGAGCUGGUAGCACCGCUGCUGGUAGCGCUGCUACUGAUGACUUCCUGCGCAGCGCUGCGCUGCUUUGGCGCUCCAGUGCUCCAGCGCGUUGUUCUACUCUGCUGCUCGGCGACUGAUUUGGCUGCUUGCCGUCGACGUCCGCUGCUCGCUGCUCGCUGCUCUGCGUCAGGCUGCCAGCCCGCCUGGGUGGCUACGUUGUGCCAGUGCUGGUGCUAAGGCCGGCAUUUGGUCGUUUCGCGUUCACUUUGACGUAUUGACGUACGGUAGUUUGGCCGUUUAGCGGAAAAUUACAACGCGGAAAAUACAAUAAACUUUGGCUUGACAAAUAUUCAAGUGCCGUCGCCAAUUACGAACGGCGCAAAGUAUUGAGGCGCUCGAAAAUAAACGUUCUCGAAACAAACCAUAGUGUGUGUGCGUGUUUGUGUUUGCACUGUUUUGAAAUCUCAAAACUCGCCUAGAAGUUGGUGGCUUGACUAAGCAACUGGUCAGCGGUGGAAACGUUUUAUAAUACUAUUUUCAACACUACGUAACUACAUAAAAUGAUAAUAAUAAUAAUAAUAACAAAAACAAAAGCAAAUUGAAAACUUGAAACUUAAAUUGACAAACAAACGACGAUCGGUUGAUCUCAUUCUCUUCUUCAUCUAUUUGACACUAGUAUAACGUAAAGCUAAAGAAAAACUGCAAAGCUUUACUUAAAUUGCCAGCGCUGGAACGACACAACUUCAUUUAUAGAGAAUUGAGUGCAAUUAGUUAAUUUGCAUAUCAUCCACCUCUUAAGUUACGGAUCGUAUUUGGAAAAAGUUUUUGCUAUGCUUUGUUUUAUGUUAAAAACCUUAAGAUCGUGCUUCUAAGCAUAUAUACAUACAUACUGACAUACAUACAAACAAAAAUCAUUAAACUAAUACAAGGAAUCUUAUCGUACUGGUUGGUUUGUCUGAAUCACCGCAUCUUUGGGAACUCUCAUUACACAUCAGCCCAGCCACUUAAAACAUCCGGAAAAUAUCGGAAAAAUAUACAUUCAUAGCAAAUAUAAAUCAUUUCAUCAUGAAAGUAAAGAAAGUCAUUCGGAAUUAGUAAACACCGUUGAGAAAAAGACGCAGCUGCAACGUGACCGCAACUGCGACGAUUUUUUUUCGCGUUUUUUUUUUUUUGUUUUUGCAUGAUGCCUACUCACUUGUUGAUCAUUUUAAAUAGAUAUACACGCUCGUAUAGGCAGCAUUUUAUGUUGGUUUACCAACAAUAAUUGUUUUUGCUUUUAACGUGAUUUACUGUUGGCUGCGGUUUUUAUUGUUUUUGUUACUUGUAAAACGAAUCAUCAUUUUUUUUAUAGAUUCAAGAGUCUGCUUACUAUACUAUAUAUAUAUUUAAAAAGAAAUCAAUCAGAACACCCCACAUUGAGUUGCACGCGACCUAGUGGAAGUGAACCUUUUCUUAGAAAAACCCACAUACGGUUCUAAUUUUCAUCGAAAUUUGUUGUUGAUAACAAAGAUCACUACAGAGUUACAAACAAUACUGAUUUCUCUCGAUCAAUUUGUGCGCUUUAUUUGUUUUGCAUUUUUUAAUGAUUUUACAAACAUUUUUCAUAGUGUUGCCAGAUUUUUCAAUCAAAAUUAGAGUGUUUUUGUCGAGAUUUUGAAAACCUUUGUUUUGACUUUUCUGGAAAGAUGCGAGAGCCUCAAAACCCGUUAGUUUAAUUUUUAAACUUCGAGAGCUUUUUAAAAGCUCUUUACUAAUUACAAUAGAAAAUUGCACACAUUACUAUUUCUGAGUGUUAUAUAGUAUAACUAUUUAGGAAAAAAGCUUUCUAUAUCAAAUUUAUAAAUGAAUUACAGUAUAACUGACUAAAUAUAAUGAAAAUGCUUUAUUUAAAAAUGUCAAAGCAUAAGUUCCACCAUUUUCCUUCAAAAGUUGCGGUUAGGUUCGAAAGCAAUCAUUAUAAGUUCAUUAACAACUUUUUUUCCAUAAUUUUCUUCAAAAAUAUUUCAUACGGGUAUAAAUGUUCGACAUAAUUGACCAAAGUAGUAAAAGCAUUUCGCACAUCGCAUUCUUUAUAUAAACUACGCCUGCGGGUAGGCUACAUAAAAUCACUGCAUACUCAUCCACUUCUAACAGAACCAAAUAUCAGUGCUUUUUAUUUCAUUAUACAAUCGAAUUUCAUGGCUUGUGGAACAGUUUAAUUAUGUGACAACACCAACAGUCACAUUUAAUACAAUUUACUAAUGUAUGAACCAAAAUUUUAGCACACGCUUCCAGAUGUGACCUCUAAGGUAAAACAGCCAAUUUAAAAAGCAUUUAACCAAAUAAAAAGUGCCCAAAAUAACUCAAAAACCAAAUAAAGCCAAAAACAAAACAAACAAAAUCUAAGUCAAUUUGCGUACACACGCCCAACAAAUUGACCGUGAAAAAUGUGCGAGUCGCGUAGGCGUAUACGCAACCUCAACUUUGGUUUACAAUUACAAGUGCGUGCGCGUCUUAUUGACGCUCUAAUAGUUUGCAACACUUAAACGCUGUUUGUGAACAGCAUUAACAACAACAACAACAGCAACAGCUAUAACAACAACAACUUGUGCAGUGUUUUUUACCAUUUUAGAGAACCGUUAAGUACACCGUCGCCAACGGUUGCGCACAACAACCACAGCCAGCAUGUCGUCACAGACGAGUACUUGCAACAGCUUCUUCCAGGAGCAUGCGAACAGCGCGCUGAAUCAAUAUUUCCAGCAAUUGAAUUCGAAUGCGGCCGCUGCAGCCGUCGCUGGCAUGAGCAGCAGCAACAAUAGUGAUAGCAGCGCCAAUGAGGGUGGCAGCAGCAUGACCAGUUCAUCGUUGGAGGGCAAUCGGAGCAGUGUGAGUAGCAUUGAUUCGUCGAAAUCGGUGAAUAGUAAUGGCAGUGGCAGCGCUGCGGCACAAUGGAAUAGUAUGCAACAACAGCAACAGGCGCAGCAACAACAACAGCAGGCGCAACAACAGCAGCAAGCGCAGCAACAACAGCAGGCGCAGCAACAGCAAGCGCAACAACAACAGGCGCAACAUCAGCAGCAGCAGCAGCAACAUCAUCAUCAGCAACAACAACAACAGCAUAUGCAUCAUAACCAGCAACAGCAACAUAACUCACAUCAGCAGCAGCAGCAAGCGCAACAGCAACAGCAACAACAUAAUCAUCAUCAGCAUCAGCAACCACAACAGCAUUCACAGCAGCAGCAGCAACAACCACACUCACAGCAGACGCAUCACCAGCAUCAUCAUCAGCAACAACAGCAGCACCAACAACAGCAGCAGCAACAGCAACAACAACAACACUCCCACCAACAACAACAUCAGCAUUCCGCCGUGGCCGCCGCCCAUAAUCAAUUGUCCGCACUUAGCCAAACACUCACACAAAAUUUGGCCGCCGCCGCUGCCGCAUCCAACGCCUCGGCCAACACCAAUCCACACUCGAUCUUCGGCUCCGGCAAUUUCCAUUACAAAACCAACAAUUCAUGGACAAUACCCACCUUAUCUUGCUACCAGCGUCUCUACAAUGAAAACCAGCAGCAUUAUCACCGCCAAUUUGGCAACAACGGUGGCGGUGGUGGUGGCAGUGUUGGUUCCAGCAACAGUGGUAGUGUUGGCGCCGGCGGUAAUUCCUCCGAUUCUCAAGCACUUACACAAGUCUCAGGCGGCGGUGGUGGCGCUGGCGGUGGCAACGGACUGAACAGCUGUAAUGCCAAUGCUGCUGCUGCAGCCUCCGUGCAACAUGUUGCCAACGCUGUGGCGGCCGCUGUUAUGGCCAACGAGCAGCAUCAGAGUCAUUUGAACAGUUUGAAGGCGCGCUUUCAGACACCAGGCAAUGCAGGCAGGAAAUCUCCAUUUUUGGGUUUCAUUUGCAAAACAAACGGCAAAUCCUCAUCGAAUAGCAAAGAAGUUAUCUGCGGCGAUGAUAAAUACAAAGAAGAGGGUGAUCUCUGGAAUGUGGAGGCACAAACCGCAUUCCUCGGGCCGAAUUUGUGGGACAAAGCUCUGCCGUACGAUGCCGAUCUUAAGUAUGCAGAUUUGGAUGAAUUCUUGUCGGAGAACAAUAUACCUGAUGGCUUGCCUGGCACCCAUUUGGGACACUCAAGUGGUUUGGGGCAUCGAUCAGAUUCGCUGGGUCAUGCAGCUGGUCUGGGGCUGGGUCUCGGCCAUAUAACGACGAAACGUGAACGUUCCCCAUCGCCAUCGGAUUGCAUAAGUCCGGAAACAUUGAAUCCACCAUCGCCGGCUGAGUCAAUAUUUGACAUUUCAGGUUUCUCCUUUGCAUCAUCGGGGCGGGACUUCGAUCCGCGCACCAGAGCAUUCUCCGAUGAAGAGCUCAAACCGCAACCGAUGAUCAAGAAAUCACGCAAACAGUUUGUGCCCGACGAACUGAAGGAUGAUAAAUAUUGGGCACGUCGCCGGAAGAACAAUAUUGCCGCCAAGCGAUCACGUGACGCACGCCGCCAAAAAGAAAAUCAAAUAGCGAUGCGUGCCAGAUAUUUGGAAAAAGAAAAUUCGACAUUACAUCAAGAAGUGGAACAGUUGAAACAGGAAAAUAUGGACUUGCGUGCGCGUCUCUCAAAAUUCCAAGAUGUGUAAUGUUAAGCAGCAACACCACCCCUCCUCCCAAAAAAAAAAAAAAAAAAAAAUUACUAAAUAAUUAUAUAUAUACAUAACUGUAAAUGUAUAUAUAAAUGUGUAUAACUCCUCCAAGAAACAAACCACAACCACCAAUCUAAAAUGCAACCAAGCAGGCAACAAUUUAUGUAAAAUAUAAGCAAAGCUAAGCAACCGUUAAUCAUAGCGCGGGCAAAGGAACUGGAAAUGGUUAAUGGAUGAACCACAAAGCAGCUCACACAGCUUAACAGCCGGUAGAAAACUCAUGCCACACACACAUUCUCUCACACUCUCCCACACACAAAUAUGCAAUGGCCUAACUGUAUCAGCAGUACAUAUAUAGUAUAAAUAUAUAUAGUAUACAGCUUCUAAUUGAGAAAUAACGGUACAUACAUACAUACAUACAUACAGAUGUUAUGUAAAAGAAAUUUUUAAUUAAAUUUACAGUUAAUGCAAAAAAUUAACAGCGAAAUUAAUCACCUGUAUAAUAGAAAGCAAACAACAAAAACAACAACCAACUCACACAAGCUGUAGCAAAACAAGUGUGAAAAGAAGGUAGAAUAAUACCAGAACGAAGCAAAAGAAGUAUAAAAACCAUACAUAUUUAUAACAGUAAAUAUGUAUAAGCAAAAUUCAACACAAAAAUGAAAUACUAAAAUUAGAUGGAAAAAUAAAUAACAACAACAAACAGCAACGUUUAAAGUCAGGCUAAAAUACUAACUAAAUUAUUUAUGAAACAACGGCGGAGAAGAACAGAGCAUUUGUAUGUGAAGAACCGAUUGAGCGGUGGCUGGUAGAGGAGGUCGCGCGAGCAUUUCUUGCAAAGUGUGGGUGUAUAUUUGUAUAACUACAACAACAACAAUAACAACAAAUAGUAAAGUUGAAACUAUAAAAAUCGGCAAGCAACUUGCUGAAAUAUACAAUUUGUUAAACAAAUAAAUGAAACAACAACAACUCUUACAACAAACACAAAGAAAUAAACAUAUGUAUGUAUGUAUACUAGUUAAGUAAAUAAUUUAUAUACAAGCAGACAUAAAAAAGGAGACAUACACAAUGCAAUUGUCGCAUGCAAUAAAACAACAACAACAAGAAUAAGAAAAUUAUUUUAAAAUUUACUGUUAAAAGAAUUAAAACGGAAACCAAGAAAGUCAGACAAAAACUGCUUACAAAUACAUAUAAUACUUAGACUAAAUUAAUAUAAAUAAUUAUAAAAUAGUUGCAUAAAGUUAUAAAUAUAAAUAAAAGUUUAUAAAAACUAAAUAAAAAACAACAAACAAAACAAUAAGAAGAAGCACUAUGUGAAAUUUAGAAAUAAUUUUAAAAGUAAUGGUAAAAAUUAACAAAAAUGCUUACGUACAUUUGAAUAGAUAUACACUGACACACACCCAUAUACAAAUACGCACGCCAAGCAAGCUGGGCAGAAAAUGUAGAAUCUUCUCACACGCAAGCUGUUGUAAGUGUAUAGGCAGUUGCAUACAGUUGCCAGCAACGUGAGCAAGUUGAGUCAACAUGUUGCCACAGCAUAUGUUGUUUAUCGUUAUCUGCUUUAAAAGCUGAAAAUAUACUUAGCAACAUAUGUUGCGAAUAGCAAUGUUGCAGCCACAUAAAUAAGACUAAAAUGUUGCAACAAAAUUUAUUGUCUCUAAGCAAGAGUAAUUUUCUGAUUUAAAAUACUUUUAAAAAAAUUAGCAACAUAAUAAUGACCAAAAUAUUGCAGCAACAGAUGUUGCCCGUAAUCAAAAAUAAUUUUCUGUUCUAAAAAGUUAAAAAAAGCUUAACAACAUAUUAUGUGAAUGAUUAUGUUGCAGCAACAUCAGUAAGACAAAAAAUGUUGCAGCAACUUUUGUUGUUUGUAACUAAAAAUAAAUUUCUGAUCUACAAAUAUUUUAAAAAUCCUUUGCAACAUAUGUUGCGAAUUGUAUGUUGCAGCAACAUAAGUAUGACUAACAUGUUGCAUCAACAUAUAUUGCUUGUGAUCAAAAAUAGUUUUCUAAUAUUACCUGUCAACAAUAUCAGUUAAAAAUACAGAAAUUUUGUUUAGCAACAUAUAUUGCUAAUACUAAUGUUGCAGUAACAUCAAUGUGACUAAUUUUGUUGCAGUUAUAUACAUAUGUGUGUUGUGAUACCAAAACUGAGCAAAGUCAAUAUCAGAAUAAAGUUGUGGACGUUUAGCUUGUCAGUGCAAAAAUAUUGAUCAUGUUAAGUGGGAAAUUUCUUAAUAUGGUCAAACGUUCACGUGUGAAAUACAUGUUGCAACUACCAACAACAAGCAGUGCUAAUUGUUGCUGCAACAUUUUUUCUCGAUGAAUAAAUAAAACUUCCUAUAUUGCUAGCGAUGAGUGCUAAAGGUUUACUUAACAUGCCUCUACAACAUUUGUUGUGAUCAAAAAUGUUGCAGCAACAUAUAUUUUGAAAUCAAAACUUCGAAAAUAUCUAAGAUCUAAAUAAAAUAGCUUCUUUUGUAAAUUAAUUGCACUAAUUUUCCCAUAAAUUUCAAUAAAUUUAUAAUUAUUCUCAACAAUACUUCGUCAACAUGUUACUGUUUACGCUCUAUACCCGAGCUAACUUCAUUAUCGUUGCUGGCAACAUUUGUGUGUCUCUAAACCUAUAGAGGCGCCAACAAACUACAAACCCAGCUGGAAAUACACACAUGUACAGGUGACUCAUUAUUAUUAAAGCAAAACCAAUUAAAAGCGCAAUAAUACUGACUCAAAAGGCUUCAACUAAAAAUAAAAUUAAAAUAUGAAAAUAAAUUAAAAACUAAAAUUAAGUAAAGCAGCAAAAAUUUAAUAUUAGUGACUUGAAAGGUAGAGCAUGAAAAACUGAAUGAAAUAAAGCAACCUAAAACAAUACGGAAAUUGUGUACCUAAGUUUAUAAUUAAAAGUAUGUACACACAUAAGAGAACAAAUAGAAAUUACAUUGCUUAAUUUAAAAUAGCAAGUUUUUUUUUAAUUUUUGAAAUCAUACUUGAAAUAUUGGCUAAACUCUAAGACGCAAAGAUUAGUUAAUUUAUCAAACAAACACACUGGUUUCUACGGCUGAGUUCUGUUAAGUUUCCAAAGGGAUGCCGAACCGUAGGUAAUGGAUAAUAAUAAUUAUUUAUGUUGGAUUAUUUUGUGAGCACUCGCUGUAGUAUUUUCAUUAUAGGCUUUGUAAGAAGAGUUCAAUGUACCAGAAUAUGCAAAAUCCAUAUUAAAUUUCCGGUAUGCAAGGAGAACAUCUACGUAUGUACCGAGAAUUUUGUAUAGACUAACCAGAGCUCUAUAUACACUUCGCUUUGGUAUUUAUUAAUACCGCGACCAGUUUCUGAAGUCUUUUCCAUAAACGUUGCUUGUUUGUGUUAUGCAGUUCUAGUUAUAACUAAGGAACAUUGUUGCAAAUGUACGAACUUUUCGAAAAAAAAAAAUUUCUAAAGUGUGUGAGAAAUAUUUUUAAAAUAUUAUUUUUUACUAAUUCGACAGCAAAAAUCGCUUUAACUCCCUACCUUAUCAAUUUGUGCUUCCGUUGAAUGCUUUAUUGCCAAUUAUCCUUUAACCAUUAUCGCAUAGUUAAAGUUGACUUAUAGUGUGUAGUAACUGUUAUGUUAAAAUAUUACAUAGAAAAUGUGUGUAAUAUGUUGCAAAUUAGAUGAAAAUGUAUUUUUUGUGAGUGUAUGGACAUAAAAGCAUAUAAAUAAAUUUAAUUUCUUUUUAUAAAAUUACGUAUUUAUAUGCUGUAGUGAAACUCUUCUUUAGUGGAAUUUGUUCUUUUGUGUUUGUUACAAAUGGUUAACAAUUUUGUGAACUCAAGAAUAGUUAAUAAUUCUAUUGAGUUAAUUGCAGACGCUGUAAAAUACAAUAAAUGAGAACGUAGAGUGUGUAGUAGUUUACCUUUCCUUAAAGUGAAACAAAAGUAAAUAAUCAAAUAAAGCAUAGUUCACAGUUUGUACCUAAGCAGCGCUUAAUAAUAAUAAUAAAGGCUAAUAAUUAUUUGUUAAUUAAAAUUAAAAAAAAUGUUUUGAAAUCAGUGUAGUGUUUUUGCUUAAUAUAUUAUUUUAAAAUUGCAAUUUAGAGAAAUGAAGUUUUAUGAUAUUUUUUAUUAAAAAUAUGGGAAAAAAUCUAAUAAAAAAUUAUUUAUGAACUGAAAUGGCACGUAAAAUAUUUUCUAUUAAAAAUUGACAAUACUAUUUAAAAUUUUUUCAAAUCUUUACAUUUUAUUUUUUUUUUAAUUUUUAUUUUUAAACAGACUAUAUACACUUAUAUCAUUAUUAAUUAUUUUAUUUUCUGAAUUAAUACCUACUUUCAUGUUGCAGGGUGUGUUACUUAACCUUUUCUCAAUAUUUGUUAUACAAAACUACACUUAAUAUAAUUAUUGUUUUAAACCUUUGUUGGCUGAGCUACAAAACUUGAAUCUUUCUAUGUUUUUGAACAUGUUUUUCGAAAACUUUUAUUCGGAAAAAAAGUCUUCCAAUGUUUUAUGAGAAUUUUUAACAUUUUCCUACAUUAAAAAUUUAAAUUGUAAAUCAAUUGUUGACAUAGAACACACAUCCUGUUUAUAUGCCUAUGAAAACUAAAUUUUAAAUUUCAAAAUUCUGCUUCCUGUUAGAAAUAUUAAAAUAAAUAAAUAAAUAUAAAUUAAUAAAAUAAAAUAAAAUAAUUAAAAUAAAAUAAAAUAAUAUAAAAUAAUAUAAAAUAAAAUAAAAUAAAAUAAAAUAAAAUAAAAUAAAAUAAAAUAAAAUAAAACAAAAUAAAAUAAAAUAAAAUAAAAUAAAAUAAAAUAAAAUAAAAUAAAAUAAAAUAAAAUAAAAUAAAAUAAAAUAAAACAAUAAAAUAAAAUAAUUCUACAAAAAAAAAAUAAAUAAAAAAAUAUUUUGAAAUAAUAUUUAAAAAUUAAUGAAAUUUUUUUUAAAAAUUAAGCUAAAAAUAAUAAUAAAAUACUGGUAAACCUAAAAACAAUAAAAAAAUAUUUUUUUUUUCAAAUCUUAAAUUAUUUUUUUAAAAUAUAUGUUCAUUUUCAAACAACUAAACCAUUAUUUUUGCGCGUUUGAAAUUUUUAACUCUUCAGUUAUCUUUAACAUUCAAUUAAAAAAAAAUAUUUUUAGAAAACAUUAAAACUUACCAUAAACCAUUACAUUAAACGCUAUUAUGCAUAUAUCAACGUGUAAAAAUACUUUCUAACAUAUUCAUAUAAAGAGCUGCUAAUCGCAACACACUUUUGCCCAGUUCGUCCCCUAACCUAAAUGUGGUAUAAAACAUGAAUUAUGAUUAUGUGAAUGACGAUGAUUUCAAAAUGCAAAGAUUUCAAAGCUGUUUUUUAGCUAACCAUUAGUAGUGUAGUUAAUUUACUUUACAUAAAUAUUUUUUUUUUGUAAUCAUUAUUUGUAAAUACGAUUUACAAAGCAAACAAAAUAAAUGUUUAAACAUUUGUUGGUGUAGUAAAUAUAUGAUGGAUUUUAGUUGUAUAGUAUGCCUACCUACCUUACUAUUUUUACUACAAUACAUACAUACAUACAUAUUAUUACAGUAAAUAUAAUUACAUUUUUAUUUUAGUUCCAUUUAAAAAAAAAAAUUUAAAAUAUAAAAAAAAACAAAAAAUAUGCUAAAUUUUAAGUUAAGUUUGUUUGCUUAAGUUUUAUCGUAAAUGAAUUCGGUUUUUCUUGAUAAAAAAAAGUUAUUUUCCUUGUUUGAUUUUACAACAUUUGUGCGCAUGCGAAAGAGUUUUUUAAAUAAAAACAAAAAAAAAUAAAAAAAAAAAAAUAAAAAAUAUAAUGAGUAAUGCAGCAAAUUGAAACAUGUUAUACAUUUUUUUUAGUUUAUAAGUUAAUUACUGUAAAAAUAUUCGAUUAUUUAUUUUAUAGAAAAUUUGUAAAAUAGUGUUUUAUUAAUAUUAUUAUUUACAAAGGUUUGCAUUGUACUAAAAACAAAAAUUACAAAAAAUAAAAAAUAAAAAUAAAAAAAUAAUUAUAUAUACAAACAGGAUAGAACAGUUAACGCUUUCUGUUGCCCACAAAAUGUAAGAAAAAGCUGAAAUACAUUUGAAAGAAAUAAAAGCACUUUUGAUUGAGUAAAAACAUACACAU